UCGGACGCGCAAGCUCCCCAUCCAAACGGUGUCCUUUCUCGAGCUUUAGGAGCUUUUUCCACACUUGAACUUCAGUGCACCAGCCAGCUAUGGAGGCAGUUUUCUAGGUGCCAGUUACUCUGUGUAGCUAUUUUCCUACAGUUUUCCGCUCAUUUGAAUCCCGGAAGAGAAGCGGAAGUGUCAAGUGAUUGCGCGCGCGGAUGGAAAUUGAUAUUGCAAACGACGACGACCGGAGUUCAGCACCCAGCUGGCAGGAGUGAAAGUUUGUAAUUCCCGUGGGGAGAAAAACGAUUCCCGCACAGAUAGCUCGGAAGAGUCUGGAGGAUUUCGUUAUCGCUUUUUUUUAUGAUCUAUUCAUUCGUCUUCGCGGGGCGAGAGCUUGUAUCGUGAAAAUUUUAUCAAUCAACGGCCCUAUUGUUUUGGAAGGUUUGAAUCGUAUAACCAAGUGAGAAAAGAACGGGGCAAGAGUGUUAGCAUCGUGAAAUUUCCUCUAUUACUUUCCAAUCAAUUGCUUUGUGGUGUCGUCCGACGUCAGGUUCGGGGAGAUUUAUUCCGUGACAGAAGCAAUCAUCACACCUCUGUGCUCUGUGGUGAACAAAAAAAAACUGGAAAACCGAGAUUCCAUAGCAACCUGCGUGAGAAAAAGUAAUUUGCCCCUGUGGUGAGCCGGGAAAGCUGCCGAUUCCCAGGGCUGCGAAUUGAUUAAUUCGCGUGAAACCCAGCCGUGCGACGAAAUAGCAGAGGUGGUUUAACGUUGUUUCGGCGAGACAGUAUUUCAGCAUCGUCAGCGGUAGCAGCAUGUUUUGGAUUCUGAGACGAACCGGGGCGGUCAACUUUUUCAACUCGAUCAAUAACAACUACGCCGUCAAGGGAGGAUCCAGUUCCAGCAGCAAUGCAGACAGGAACGGCUCCCGGCCUCCCCGGCGGGCGUACGGGCGCCUCAGUGUGGAUGCCGACGAUGCUCAAUCGUUGCGACGUGAGGCCGAGCUUAACGACAAUCUGAUUGAUGUGGAUGGAGAAUUGAACGAGAGCAACUACGCCAACAACAACAACCAUAACAACAAUAAUAACAAUAACAACAACAAUAGUAUCCUAGUGAAAAAUCAGAACAAAGCCGUUGUUGGAAGCACAGCCACGACCACCACGACCACGAAAACGACGAUGAUAAAUGGCUGCCCUUCGCAUCUGUUCCCGCACGAUAACUACUACGGCGAUGGCGAUGGUGACGACGCUGAUGUAAACCGGAAUCAGUCCAAUAGCAACGAAACCGACUCGGACCAGGAGCUGGAUGCCACCAUCAAGGAGCAACGGCUCGAGGAACAAGCCCUUUCGCGGCUGCAGGCGAUGGCACUGUCGGACGAUGACGAGUACGAUGAGUCGCUGACCUGCAACGUAUGUGACCGAGCAUUUCACUGUCACCGGCAGUUGGCGUCCCACCAGCAGAAAAAGCGACAUUUCGGCUGCAGCGGCUGCGACAGUUUGUUCCCCUCGCUGAUGCUGCUGGAGCACCACAAGGAAGAAUUCGAACACUGGAGCGACUUCGAGGACGACGGACGGCUGCCGUGCUGUCGGCGGAACCGUCGGGACGAUGACUACACCGAUACGGAGACGGGAACCAGCGACGCCGAAAGCGAGGACUUGGAACGGUUGCUGUAAAUGGGAGCGCGCGACGGUGUGGGUGGUGAUGACAGAUGGCAUUUUCCGACGAAGGAAUUGAUUGAAAGGCAUAGCUUCGCUUCUGGGGUGGAUGAGAAUAAAAAAGAAUAACCCACCCGAUUGUGAGGGGGAGGGGGAGGGUUAUUCGGAUGUUAUUGAAUGAAAAUUGCUUCAGCUGGAACAAUUGAUUCGAUCGGGGAGUAUUUACCUAGGACGAUGGCACACAAGUUGAGUGAUUAAGGAAAUUUGAAAAGAUUGGUGCAAUGAAAGCUGGUCAAGUAGGUACUCUGGAAUUCGGUUCAAAUUUUGCGCGGUGUGUUGAAUACUGGCUUCAAAUUCAAAGAAUGUUUUAACCUAAGUAUAGGUCAGCGUGUCCUUCCAGUUAAGAGUAUGGAUAUGAGAAAACGUUGUGCAGGGAAAUUCUUACCGUAGCUUAUCAGAAACCCUAAAUGAUGUUAGAGACAACAAUCAGUUCCUGCCUUGAGGCAUACUUGAUGAUAAGUUUUAUCCUAUUUAAGUGAUUGAGGCACUUAAUUAAAUUAUAUUUUUAUGGUCCCAAAUCCACCGAAAUUUCUAAUCAUAGCAAGCCAAAAAAAUCAGGUAACGUUAAAACUCGUAUGCGCAGAAGUGGUGCAAUAGAACAGGCUAGUCAUCUGGUGGGUACCUGGGUACUGCGGUACUGAAUCCUCAUUUCUCCGGCUCUUAUGGGGUGUGAUAUAUGACGGAGAGUCCAUUCUAAACAAUGAUCACCUUAAUUUCGCGGAUACACUUGCAUGACCUA
Messenger RNA from Ochlerotatus camptorhynchus, 2437 nucleotides. RefSeq names its product transcription factor mef2A. The record is from RefSeq and is a predicted model, not a curated record. The transcript has 4 exons. The coding region runs from base 799 to 1656 and encodes 285 amino acids. NCBI's taxonomy places the organism in Eukaryota, Metazoa, Arthropoda, Insecta, Diptera, Culicidae.